Xiphophorus maculatus (southern platyfish) is the source of this 3956-nucleotide messenger RNA. RefSeq names its product poly [ADP-ribose] polymerase 12-like. The transcript has 12 exons. NCBI's taxonomy places the organism in Eukaryota, Metazoa, Chordata, Actinopteri, Cyprinodontiformes, Poeciliidae. Bases 26 to 3184 code for a protein of 1052 amino acids. Gene Ontology annotation, molecular function: NAD+ poly-ADP-ribosyltransferase activity; metal ion binding. The record is from RefSeq and is a predicted model, not a curated record.
GGGCGGAAGCGCUCCUGGAGGAGCCAUGGAGGCCGAAAUAUUAAAGUUCAUCUGCGCUAAUCAAGGAGCUGUUGAUGCUGACGAGUUGAUGUUCAACCUUUUCCCAGGGGAGUCCACGACUGAGUUGAUUUCCAACCAUAGCAAGUUUACCUUGUGUUCCAGUAAAGGGAAGCAGAGAGUGGUGGCCAGGACCAGCCUGAGACUGUGCAGGAAGAAAGACUGUCCGGGGACGUGCGAGGGUCUACACCUGUGUAGAAACUUCCUCUUCUCCGGCUCCUGUCACUUCCUACAAAGAAGAGGCUGCAGUUUCCCCCACGUUCUGAACUCUGACUACAACCAACGGCUGCUGGAAGAACAUGAGCUGCAGGGCCUGAGCAGGGCGGAGCUGUGUACGCUGCUGCUGCAGAGUGACUUCACCAUGCUGCCUCCUAUAUGUUUUGAUUACAAUAACGGUGAUGGAGUAUUUGGCCGGUGUGCGAGCGGUGUAGAUUGUGAAAGACUCCACAUCUGCGAGAAGUCCCUGACCCAAAGCUGCAGCUGCUCCAGGGCCCACGACUUUACUGCUUUUCAGCCGAAGAAGAUCCUGCAUGAUAAGAUGGUGCCCGACGACAUGCUUCGCUCGUUGAGGUCCGUUUACUUGAAUCGAGAAGCGUUGAGGUACUAUAACAGAGGCGAAGCUGGUAGGGGUCACAGGGGCAACGGCAGCUCCAACGAUGGGCCGAAUUCAAGUCGCAGGCCGGGCUACAGAGGGAGAGGUGGCAAUAGGGGCAACCGGGGGCCCAGAGGUAGAGGUAUGAGGGGCAGCAGGGGCAAUAGAGGAAACUCCAGACAGCAAGAAACAGCCACCCCUAGUGACCUCUUGGGGGACCUUGAUUGGUGGGCUACUGUCACUGGAGACAAACUUUCUGAAACCAAGAGUGAGCAAGGAGAUUUCAGGUCAUCCAGCAGUGACGUCUCUGCUGCUGGCUACGACUUCGAUUCAAGAAGUGACUGUGGUUUCAAUACGGAGCAGAGGCAGUGGAACCGAGGGAGAGGGAGAGCUGCCCACAGGGGGUUCAGAGGAACCAGGGGCCCGAGGGGAAGCAGAGGGGGCAGCGGAAACGGAGGUAACGACCUCACGCAGCUUCGAAGCACGUCCUUUGGUGACAUCUGGGGUGAGUUCAGUGGCUUGAACCUGCACACCCAAAGCAAGAGUCCCCCGCCAAGUUUUAAUUCGUCAAACAGUGACGUCUCUGCUGAUGACUCCGAGGCGAGCAGCAAUAGGAGGAAAAAGCGCAGUCGAAAUCGCAAUCAGACUUCAGCGAAUAAAGGGAGAGGCGGCAACCAACCAGGGAUGCGAAGGGCGUCCGACGUCAAUGAAGUGAUUGGUGCUGCUGGUGGUCAAGAAGGAAAUGGAGCAGAUGACCAGAAAGGCAGACAAAGAAACAAACCUGUCAAAGAUAAAACCGAGAUAUGCAUGUACUUCAUUAAAGGCUACUGCAAGCAUGAUGACAAAUGUUUUAAAGCUCACGACAAGAUGCCGUACAGAUGGCAGGUCCAGGAAGGAGGCCAGUGGAACGCCUUGCCUGAUAACGAGACAAUCGAAAAGGAAUACUGUGAUCCCAGCAAUUCGUACAGCAGCGGCAGUCCGCCUGUUCAUUUUGACACCAUGACACGUGGAGGGAACAAAGUGCGACGGCUCACUACGGUGAACUCUUUGGUUGAGCCGACCUUCAUUCACACCACAGAGUGGCUCUGGUACUGGCAGGACGAGUUUGGAAAGUGGAACAUGUACGGUUCAGAUAGCGCCAGAGGGAAAUCAUCAGAUAUCAGAAGUGAAACUCUGGAGCAGAAGUUUCUGGACAAUGAGAGCGAAGUGGAGUUCUCUGCUGGCUCCCAGUCUUAUUCUCUUAGUUUCCAGGACAUGAUUCAAACUAAUAGGCAUUAUGGUACUAAGAGGCUUGUGAGCAGACGUCCUGUGUUCGUCUCUGCCGCUGAUGUCCGAACCAAGAAAGUGAGAAAGCCUGCAGCAAAUUCUUCUCCCAUGCCAGACCACUGGGACAAGGCGCACAUCCCUCCAACAGGAUUCUCGAGAGUUGCCGUCCCGCGCACUUCGGAUGAAUUUCAAAAGAUUGAAACACUUUUUCGAACAACCUUGAGAGGCUUCGAUAUUAUGAAGCUAGAGAGGAUUCAGAACAAGGCGCUCUGGGAAGUCUUUCAGUGGCAAAAGACUCAGAUGAAGAACAACAACAGCGGACGUGAGGUGGAAGAAAAGCAACUUUUUCAUGGGACUGACUCGAAACACAUUGGCGCCAUUUGUCUCAACAACUUUGACUGGAGGAUCUGUGGAGUUAAUGGAACAGCUUAUGGCAAAGGAAGCUACUUUGCUCGGGACGCUAAAUACUCCCACAGCUACACUGGUGACUCUGAUGUCAAAACCAUGUUUGUGUCUCGUGUCCUGGUGGGCAGCUACACAAGAGGGGACUCCAGCUACGUCCGACCUCCUUCCAAAGACGGUGGAGACAUAAACUUCUACGACAGCUGCGUCAACGACAUCGCAAAUCCUUCCAUUUUUGUUGUCUUUGAGAAGCACCAGAUCUAUCCUGAGUACCUGCUGACGUACAAGACCACACACCCGCUGGUUGACAUAAUUAGUAGUACAUCAGCACAGCAACUAAAACCAGUGAUUGCUCCUACGCCAGUGCAUCAACCUAGUAUGCCAUCGAAACAAACCAACACAUCAACAUCACAUCAACCCACUACGGCGUUGAAUCAAACCAUCUCUUCAUCACACCAAUCCAGUGCGACAUCAUAUCUAACCAGUUCAUCAUUGUAUCCACCCACUACGGCGUCAAAUCAAACCGUCUCUUCAUCAUAUCAACCCAGUGCGGCGUCAAAACAAACCAGUUCAUCAUCACAUCAACCCACUACGGCGUUGAAUCAAACCAUCUCUUCAUCACAUCAAUCCAGUGCGGCAUCAUAUCUAACCAGUUCAUCACUGUACCCACCCACUGCGGCGUCGAAUCAAACCAUCUCUUCAUCAUACCAACCCAGGGCAACGUCGUAUCCAACCCGUUCAUUGUCGUAUCAACCCAGUACAACCUCUUCACUGUACCAAACCAGACAUGAUUCCCAACGCACCAUGUCUUCCCGAACGUCCCCGUCAAAGCCGACCAAAAAAAAUGAUUCCUGUGUCAUAGCCUAAGCACAGCUGUGAAAUGGAAAAACGCCUUAACGGAUAAGGCAGUUCAGUGAGUUUUUUUUUUUUUUUAACAUUAGUCAAAAUAUGUCAGAAGGGGAAAUGAGCUUAAAAAAAUUCCACCCAUAUGUCUGAAAUACUCCAAAUACAGAAGGAUAAACAGAAAUACAUGCAAAGGCUAAAUUUACAGUUUAAUGAAAAUAUUUGAAAUGUUUUCAUUUUAAAUGAUCUAUUGCAGUGAUUUUUCAUUUAGUGCUUUAGUUUCCAUUGACAGGCCAACUCAGAGAAACAGAAUUGUUUUCUCUAGGUGGUUAGUCAUAUUUUAAUGAUUCUCUGUCACUCAAAGCCAGAGAAGGCUAAACUGCCGGUCUUUCAUUGUGACAUACACUUUGUAUGUGACGGGCAUCCAUCCAUCCAUCAGUGCCACAAAAACACAACUGUCACCACUGGUGUUUGCGUCCCAACUCCAGUGUGCUUUUUAAGGCUAAACAGUGAAUUCAAGAAAGAUACAGCGAUGGAAUCUUAUUCAGUCAACUCAAAAGCUAUUUGAGGUUUCUAAAAAGAUGCUCAUAAAGACAUCUUUUUUUUUUUUUUUUUACAAAUUUUUAUCCAGACAAAAACAUUACAAAUAAGCUACACUACCGAAGCUGUAGGUGACACUGUGAUGCUGCUACGAUAAAAACAAGCGUAGCAGUAAACACCAGAAGGCGACAUGGAGCAGGCGCAUAAAGCUUGUGCCAUGGAUCUAUUACAAUCGAUUUGAAAACAUUUAGUUUUG